AUGAAAUUUUUAGCUCUAAUCUCAGGAGGCAAAGAUUCAGUCUAUAAUAUAAUUAGAUGUGUCCAAGAAGGUCACGAACUUGUCCUAUUAGUGAAUCUAUAUCCCAAAUGUACAAUUGCAUCUCAUUCUAAUUAGAAAUUGGAAUUGAAUCUGAUAGCUUCAUGUAUCAGAGUGUUGGCACUAAUGCAAUCCAAGCUAUUGCUUAAGCUAUGGACAAACCAUUAAUGACUAGAGAAAUAUCAGGAAUACCCAAAAUUACUAAUUUAGACUAUCAAAGCAAAGAUGAAGAGAGAAUUGGAGAUGAAGUUGAAGAUCUCUAUCUUAUUUUAAAAAAAGCCUUACUUUAAUACCCUGAUAUCAAGGGAGUCAGUUCUGGAGCUAUUGCUUCCACCUAUCAGAAAUUAAGAGUUGAAGAUUGGUAAAUCUAUCCUCUAAUUGUAGUUGCAAUAGAUUAGGCUUAACAUCCCUUGCUUACUUGUGGAAUCAAGAUUAGUUUUCCUUGUUGGAUCAAAUGAUUCAAAAUAAUAUGAAUAUAAUCCUCAUUAAGAUUGCAGCCAUGGGAUUAACUCCAAAGCAUUUAGGCAAAACCAUUCAUGAAUUAUACGAUUAUUUCAAAGAAAUAGUACAAUUUUUGAUGAUAUCAUGUUUAGAAUAAAAAAUUUGGUUUUCAUCCUUGUGGAGAAGGAGGUGAGUUUGAAAGUUUUGUACUCGAUUGUCCCCUUUAUAAAAAAAGAAUUCAAAUGUAAAAUCUUGAUUUUAAUUCUCAUAGAAAUGAAACUGAAGUAAUAUGCCAUGAAGAAAAUUCUGUUGCGCCAGUUUAUUAUCUUUUAAUCAAAAAAUAUGAACUCAUUGAAAAGAAUUGA
Paramecium octaurelia is the source of this 863-nucleotide messenger RNA. Lineage: Eukaryota; Ciliophora; Oligohymenophorea; Peniculida; Parameciidae. The record is from the annotation of a GenBank genome assembly.